CUGCCCACCCAAUCCCUCUCUCUCUCUCUCUCCCUCCCUAGGCCUUCCUCCACACUUUAUUCGUUUCGCAAUUCGCAGACAGAGAGAGUGAGAGAGACGCUCGCGCGAGAAGAAUUGUUGCUUUCUGGUGGAGGGAUUCCCUCGUUGCUGCUGCUGCUGCCGCCCCGCGUUUUCCAUCGAUUCGGAGGGCCUCUGGGUGGUUGGGUUCUCCUCCCGGUGGUUGAAUCUCAUCUGGGUCCGCGCCAUUUCGCCUCGCCUCGCGGUUCUUGAUUUCUUGAUUCCUUGAUUGCCCACCUGCCGAAAACCCACCUGCGUUCGCCUCUUCAUCUCCGCCUCCGGCUUCUCCUCCCCUGUAUCGGAUCGCUUGCGGUUCUGGGUCGGUCUAGGCUUCGGCUCCCCUCAUCUGGGUUCGGGCGCUCGGCCGGCGUUCGGUCUUCGGUCCGGCUGAUCUUCGCUCUGCUAGUAGGACUUAAGCUAGCACCACCUUGGGGUGUGAUUUUAAGCUCUUUUAUGAAUUGCGGUUACAGCAUAAAGAAUCAAAAUGGAUAGGGAAAGAUAGCACUAGAAGAGGCAGGAGGCACAAACAACCUGGAGAUCCAUAUGUGACCAAAGAGUUCAUCAUGCGGGCAGUUUCCAAAAACACUGUUAUGAGUAUGGAGGCUUACAGGAACCAGGCCGAAGUGUUGGUCAAAGGCUAUCUAUUAGCUGAUACCUUACUUCCAUUUACGUCCGUUGUAGCUGGCAUUUUGGCUUGUAAAUUGGUGUAUGAUCUCACCCAGUUAGUCAGUAUGUUUUACUUCAAAACUUAUGCAAGUCUGACAAAAGUACAACGCAUCGAGUGGAAUAACCGUGGUAUGUCAACAGUCCAUGCCAUUUUCAUCACAACCAUGUCACUAUACUUUGUGUUCUGGUCUGAUCUCUUCUCUGAUCGACUUGCUGGGCCUGUGACUUUUCGACAUUCGCCUCUGUCUACUUUUCUUCUUGGGGUUUCUGUUGGGUAUUUUCUUUCAGAUCUCGGAAUGAUAUUUUGGCUCUAUCCUUCUUUAGGUGGAAUGGAGUAUGUUAUACAUCAUUCACUCUCUGGAAUUGCUGUAGCAUAUUCUAUGGCUUCUGGGGAAGGGCAGCUUUAUACAUACAUGGUCCUUAUCUCUGAGAUUACGACUCCAGAGAUCAAUAUGAGAUGGUUUCUCGACACUUCUGGGAUGAAGAAGUCUGGUGCGUACCUCAUUAAUGGCGUGGUCAUCUUUAUUGCCUGGUUGGUAGCAAGGGUUCUUCUGUUCGUUUACUUGUUCUACCACGUGUAUUUGCACUAUCAUCAGGUCAUUGAGAUGCACAUAUUCGGGUAUCUAUUGGUCUUUCUGGUGCCGGCAGCGCUGGCAAUCAUGAACUUGAUGUGGUUUGGGAAGAUCAUCAAGGGGUUGAUGAAGACAUUAGCUAAAAAGCGGUGAAGAUCACACGCUUGUUCUGCUACGUGCCCUCCUACAUUCUCUGUUGUAAAAGUUGUGGUUGCCCUCAUAGUAAGAAGUCUUAAAAGCUCACAGAAUCAAUAGGAUCAUCCAACCGACCGACAAUCACGUUACUGUACAUGUCUAUAGUUUCAUUACAAUCUCACGAGUCAUUACUUACUAUUUUUUACCCCCCCUUAAUUAUCGAUAACGCUAGCAGAAUUCUGAAUUCCGAUGCCUUAAUCCCGGACGUAUCAUAUAAUCGAAAGCUAUAAGGUCUUCUGACUCUCUGGACUGGUGGUGCUGAAUCUGCUGAUUUUCCUUCACUGGGGUGUCGUGAUUUUGUAGUCU
Messenger RNA from Syzygium oleosum, 1796 nucleotides. RefSeq lists its product as uncharacterized. Lineage: Eukaryota; Viridiplantae; Streptophyta; Magnoliopsida; Myrtales; Myrtaceae. Gene Ontology annotation, biological process: lipid homeostasis. The coding region runs from base 621 to 1448 and encodes 275 amino acids. The record is from RefSeq and is a predicted model, not a curated record. The transcript has 10 exons. Gene Ontology annotation, cellular component: membrane; endoplasmic reticulum.